Messenger RNA from Bacillus rossius redtenbacheri, 2221 nucleotides. RefSeq names its product acetylcholine receptor subunit alpha-type acr-16-like. Bases 43 to 1350 code for a protein of 435 amino acids. Gene Ontology annotation, molecular function: excitatory extracellular ligand-gated monoatomic ion channel activity; transmitter-gated monoatomic ion channel activity involved in regulation of postsynaptic membrane potential; transmembrane signaling receptor activity. Gene Ontology annotation, biological process: regulation of membrane potential; nervous system process; chemical synaptic transmission. Gene Ontology annotation, cellular component: neuron projection; plasma membrane; synapse. The transcript is spliced from 9 exons. The record is from RefSeq and is a predicted model, not a curated record. NCBI's taxonomy places the organism in Eukaryota, Metazoa, Arthropoda, Insecta, Phasmatodea, Bacillidae.
GGGGAUGCCGCCGGAGUCGCGCAGUUGGUCCGUGUCGGCGACAUGACGCGCCUCGCGGGGGCAGUGUGCUGGGCCGCGGCGGUGCUGGCCCUGGCCGCCGCGCGCGCCGACGCAGAGGCCGCGAGGCCCGCCCCCAAGCAGCCGUGGAACGCCACGUGGACGGACAAGCUGAAGCGCGACCUGCUGAGGAACUACGACAAGUUCGCGCGCCCGGCGGCGCACAACACCACCACCACGGUCAGCCUGCGCAUCACCUUCCGCCAUAUCGAGAUGGACGAGCUCAAGUCGAUAAUGACUGUCCACGGCUGGGUCAAAAUGGGGUGGACGGACGAGAAGCUCAAGUGGAACGAGAGCGAGUACGGGGGACUGUCCAUGCUGCACAUCGCGGACCACGAGAUCUGGCAGCCGGACAUCGUCCUCUACAACAGCGCGAUGGGCAGCACGGUGGACCACUACGGCAACACGCACUGCAUCGCCUACUCCAGCGGCUCCGUGCUGUGGGUGCCGCCGGCGCAGUUCCUCGUGUUCUGCGACCUCAACCUGCGGCUGUGGCCCUUCGACACGCAGGCGUGCUACCUGCGGCUCGGCUCCUGGACCUACGACGGCAACGCCAUCGACCUGCAGAUCGACGAUCUCGGCUCGGAAAUCGAGCUGAUGGAGGAGAACUCGGAGUGGGAGCUGGUGGACGUGGAGGAGAGCGUCAACCUCAAGAUGUACGACUGCUGCACGGAGCCCUACCCGGACAUCAUCUACAACGUGACCUUGAGGCGGCGCUCGCCCUCCUACAACGCGCUCAUCAUCACGCCGGCCAGCGUGAUCGUGCUGAUGACGCUGGCCAACUUCUGGCUGCCGCCGCAGGCCGGGGAGAAGAUCCUGCUGGGAGGCUGCACGGCCAUCAUCAUCUGCAUCUUCCUGCUGUACUUCUCCCAGAAGCUGCCCGCCAUGGCCAGCCACACGCCGCUCGUGGUGCUGUUCUACAGCAGCAGCCUGUACCUGGUGUGCCUGUCGCUGGUGGUGUCGGUGGUGGUGAUCAACCUGUCGAGGAGCCGCCACGCCGCGCCCUUGCCCUGGGUCGUCAAGAACGUGCUGACGGGCUGGCUGGGGCGCGCGCUCGGCCUGGGCCACAUCAUCGCGCAGGUGCACCACGUGAUGAUGUCCGGCCACGCGGAGGAGAUGCGCGAGCCGCAGCCCGCCGGCUUCGAGGAGCACGGCGACGACCGCCAGAUGAUCCCGCGCGAGAAGGCGGGCUGCCAGCACGACUGGGUGCUGCUGGCCGCCGCAGUAGACCGCCUGGCCUUCCUCGUCUACUGCCUGGUGUUCGUCGUGCUGGCCAUCGUGUACGCCGUGUAGCGGGGCCCCGUGAACACACUCGCCGUACUAACUCUGUUGGUUCGCGACAGCUCACACUCUGACCCAUUUGCUGCUUCGCAUACUUCGCGAAGCACUCGUUAAGAGGCCACUCCAGUGUUUCAGGGGCACUACGCAACCCGCGUUAACCGCAUAAGAUCAAAUGUUAUUUUCAUUUUGCUUAUAACUAAUUAACUAAUAUAGAUUUCGAAAUGAUGCUUGCUUGAUAUAUAAGACAACGAUGCUCUUAUCAAAGCCCCUUUCUUAAAAAACGUGCAAAAAUUAUGGUUUUAUAAUGAUCUUUACUGAUAUGCAUAAGUGUAUUGUCUAGGUUUGAACCAUAAUUUAUGCACAUUUUUGAAGAAAGGGGCUUUGAUAAGAGCAUCGUUGUCUUACAUAUCAAGCAAGCAUCAUUUCGAAAUCUAUAUUAGUUAAUAAGUUAUAAGCAAAAUGAAAAUAGCAUUGAAUCUUAUGAAGUUAACGUGGGUUGCGUAGUGCCCCUGAAACAUUGGAGUGGCCUCUUAAGUGACCAUCCAUAAACACCUUCGUAAAUCUCGUAGAGUGGCCACAAUUCUGUUUAGCGAAGCUUCACUGAAUGACCACUCAGAUACUUCGCAAAACACACGUUGUAACCAUGCGCUGCUGAUUUGCAAAGCCUCAUAUGUAUAGUGACCACACAGAUACUUCAAAGUUCAUUGUGAGACCACGCCAUUAUUAAAAAAGCUAUGCGACCAAAGAGUGGCCGAUUAAGUGGAUUUAUCGAGUCUCUUAAAAUUGUUUGCAAAUCGGGGUUUUUCAUAGUAUACUACAGUGUUAUUCGAAAUGUUUACCGAAAUAUACUAUAAUGUUUAACUAAUAAAGUAUAUUGCUAGUC